Molecule: messenger RNA, 2532 nt
Organism: Amblyraja radiata (thorny skate)
Lineage: Eukaryota; Metazoa; Chordata; Chondrichthyes; Rajiformes; Rajidae
Gene: polr1f
Product: RNA polymerase I subunit F
Exons: 5
Coding region: 8-1324 (438 amino acids)
Biological process (GO): transcription elongation by RNA polymerase I; DNA-templated transcription initiation
Cellular component (GO): RNA polymerase I complex
Source: RefSeq, a predicted model, not a curated record
CGGCAGCAUGGCCACCCCGGGCCCGGCCCCGGCCCCGGCCCCCAGCUCAGGCCCCGCCGCCGCCCUCUCCUCCACCCCGGGCCCGGCCCCCAGCUCAGGCCCCGGCGCCCUCUCCUCCACCCCGGGCCCCGCUCAUUCCUCCACCCCGGCCCCCGCCCCCAGCUCAGGCCCCGCCGCCGCCGCCCUCUCCUCCACCCAGGCCCCGGCCCCCAGCUCAGGCCCCGCCGCCGCCCUCUCCUCCACCCCGGGCCCCGCUCAUUCCUCCACCCCGGGCCCCGCUCAUUCCUCCACCCCGGGCCCCGCCCUCUCCUCCACCCCGGGCCCCGCUCAUUCCUCCACCCAGGCUCCUCUCUCCUUCACCCAGGCCCGCGCCCUGAUCCAGAGCCCGUUCUCCUGCCUGGUGCUCGACACCUGCCGGCGCCACCUCGCCCUCUGCCCGCUCUACCUGAACCGCAAGAGGAGCGGCAUCGAGAGGCAGCUCAAGACCGAGCUGCUUCGCUUCUCGGAGACAUCCCAUCAGUGCUGUUCCUUUGUCCCAGAAGAUGUGUUUGACGGCCCAGCCAAAACUGGUGAAACGUCUGUUGGUCUGCAGGGUGUCCCAGUUGCAUAUGACAAGGUCAGGUUAAUUGGAGAAUUAGGUGACAUCUAUGAUGACCAAGGAUAUAUACACCUCAACAUUGAAGCUGACUUUGUCAUCUUCAGGCCCAAAAUUGGACAGAAGCUACUGGGCACUGUGAAUAAAGUUGCUCCAAGUCAUCUUGGUUGCCUCGUACAUGGGUGUUUUAAUGCUUCAAUUCCCAAGCCACAUCAUGCAAAUGGAAUCUGGCCAGACUUUGCGGUGAAAGUAGGAGACAGCCUGGAGUUUGAAGUUCAACAGCUGGAUGCUGAUGCUGCCGGUGUCCUGUGCAUUCGAGGGCGUUUGGAUAAAAGUGUACAGGGACCAUAUGGUGCAGAUUUUGAAGAAUUGUUGGAAAAGGACAGCAUUGAACAAGAUGGUGAUGCUGCUGGAAAAAAGAAGAGGAAAAAGAAAAAACAAAAAGAUGAAAAAUGUAAAGAGGUAGAGGCUGUGAGCUGCACGAGUUCAGAUAAGAGUUUUUCCAAACAUGAAAUGGGAGACCUUGAAAAGAAUUUAGAACGUAAAUCCAAAAAGAGAAAGCAAAGGACUGAGGAACCAAACACAGACAAUGAAUUUCAUGAAAGUAACACUGCUGAUUAUCCUAAUAACAGUAAACCAAGUAAAAGGAAGAAAAAAAUGAUUCGGGAUGAAUCAGGGACCACUGAUUGUGCACAAGAACCAAAACACAAAAGGAGAAAAAAAGAUUAAUGAAACAAAUAUCUAUAAACUGAAUGAAUGGACUGCUGCAGAAAUACCCGAAUGCCUCCAUGAAAGCGUGGGGUGGAAGGCUACUAUUUAUGUUGUGAAGAACAGGGAGUUUUGAUGAAUGCUGUUUGUCAUGUAGCCACAUAAUAUAAUUUGCAAUCUUCUGUUUGAUUUGCAGUUGCAGGAUUGUCCUGCCUGCCUGUUUGUCAACACUUGUGUGGGCCUCAUUUAUACAUUGCAACUUGCUCCUACAAAAAGCUAAAUGCUGGAAAUGUCAUUUCUACAACAGUGUUAUUUCAGAUUCCCAGCAGUUUUUUGCUUUGAUCUUUCAUGUACCAUUAUUGUAUCAUGCACUUGUACGAGGUGAAAAUGCUCUGCUAAAACUGAUUAUCCUGCCAAAUAUUUUUUAACUGCUGUGUUUUUUCUUUGUUACAAAAAAGGAAUGCUUAGUUUGGACUCCCAAUUUUAAAGUUAAAAAUUUGAUAUUUUGUUGUAAUUGCAAUAAAAUUCUUAAAACAACUAUCCUCGUUUUACUUCCACAUUGUAGUCUUGGAACAACUUGUAUAUUUUAAAAGUAUCUAAAUACAAUUAUAAAUUUUAUGAUCUGUGUAAGAACAGGUAAUUUAUUGCUACCUGUUUAAAGUUGUCAUGAGAUGCUUUUGUUGGUUGGCAAAUUAUCCAGUGGUGUGCAUUGUUGCAGAUAGUAUUUAAUUAAUAAUUAUCCUGUUUUAUUCCUAUAUCCAAAAAUUAAAUAGGAAGAGAUUUUUUAACAUUGGAACAGAGCAUUCCAUUUGAAUUGAAUUGAAUACGUUAUUGUCACAUGUGACAAGUCACAGUGAAAUUCUUUGCUUGCAUACCAUGCCACGGUAUUCAAAUAGUCACCCAUAAAGGGCGCUUACAAAGUUACAAAUCCCCCGCCGCGCCAGUUCCUCCUUUGGAAUUUGUUAUUUUAUAAUCAACAAAGCAAUCUUCAUUGCACCUCAGAAGAUAUUGUCUGAUGGGAACGACUUUUAUGUGAGAAUUUCUUGUUAUUUUUAGAGUGCUUUUAACUGCUGGUUGAGAUUAUGCAUCGUUAUUUCCACUAUACAUAUGCUCUUUCAUGUUCAGUGAAAUCAAUGAGUUAUGUACUUUAUGAUCUUCACAUUCAUUGUUGAUUACAUCCACAUGUACUGUAUUUUAUGUCAAAAAUGAAACCAAGAAUUUGCAGCAUU